AAUGUGGAUUGCUCGAUUGAGAAUAACAGUCUAACAUGAUUUCUGUUUUCUCCACAGCCUUGAAAAACCCUAGCUCAGCCAGUGUCUGAGUAGUGAAUAUUGUGUGUGUGUGUGUGUGUAGGCUAUAAUGGGUCUGUCACUGUCUGGAUGGCUGGGUGGCAUCCCAGCCAAGAUGAAGAAGGAUGCUCCCUCCUCUUCCUCCUUCCUCCCACUGUCCAUCCCUACCUCCUCCCGCCUUUCACUCCUCCUAAACUCCUCUCCCGUUGACCCUGGAGACCCCCGGUGCCGCUGGAGCCCCACACACUGUUCACCUCACUUCCUGCUGUCCCAGUGCGGGGAGGAAGUGACACGCGCACCCACCCAGCAGAUCAGCGACGGGGCUCGGGGGGAGAAGGGGGAAAGGGGAGGAAUGCACGUCUGGGAGGUGCUCUGGUGCCCCACCCACAGAGGAAGUCAUGCUGUGAUUGGUGUAUCCACAGAGCACUGCCCGCUACAAACCUCUGGUUACACUGCACUGAUGGGCGGAGACUCACAGUCCUGGGGAUGGGAACUCACAAACAAUCAGCUGUGGCAUGCAGGGCAAGCCCUGGGGAGAUACCCCGGGGAGAGAGGGGUGCAGGCGGAAGAGCAAUCUGUGUCCCCCCCUCACCCUGUCCCGGAGCGCGUGCUGCUGGUUCUGGACGCGGACACAGGAACUCUGGGAUAUGUAGUAGAUGACUGCUUCCUGGGCAUGGCCUUUAAGGACCUCCCCCAAGGGGUGGAGCUUUUCCCAGCCAUUAGCAGCGUAAGGGGUGGAGCCUUCAUACGACUACGCUACCUCAACGGAGCUACCCGUGAGCCUCCUGCACUGAUGGCUCUCUGUGGUCUGUCCAUCCAUGUGUCCAUGGGGAAAGAGAGAGAGACUCAGACAGACAGACUGCCUCUGCCUCCUCCUCUUCAACGCUACAUCCUGCCCAGCAUGUGACACACACACCCACACACAAACUAUAGAGUAAAUAGGAACGUUCUCACUGACCCAAGGUCCAUAUACGGCUAAAUUACAGCUUUUAAUUGAAUUAAGCAAGUCAUCCAUAAAAUAAAUUAGCCUCUGUAUUGUAGGGGCCAAUGAGUGGUUUGUGUAACAGCAACCAUCAUUGGCCAGUGCUGCACACAUUGUGAUGUUAUCUCCUCUCUGGCCUGGGACAUCCACGGUUACUCUCUGUCCAAUCACAUUUCUUGCCCUGCAUCGGGUUUUUGCCAUGUCGAAUCCAGCUUCAUCCACAAAGAUGAAUGUAUGUGCAGGUUGCCUGGCUUCCAUCUCCAUAACUCUCUAAAAUACAGUAAAUCCACAGUUUUACAGUACUUUACAUUAUGCAUAGCUGUGUAUAUACCCUGUUUAGUUAUUGAACAGACAUCUUAGCUGGACAUUGAUACCAGAGUUCUGUCACACAUUCACCAUUUCUCUCAAAGGGUACAGUGUACAACUGCUUCAUCGUUAUUUUAUGUUUCUCUAGGACACUUGGGUAGGCUUUCAGCUGAAAUUGCAAUCAGCUGUGUUUGGAAUGAUUACAUAUGCUGCUGAGAUGUUCUAUAUGUUUCUAUCUGGUUACUGGAGAAAUGCACAACAUUUACCAUCAUCCUGUUUUGAAUGUGUUUUGAACAGUUUUGGAAACAGUGUGUUAGUGGGAAUAAAAAGAAUGUGAACUA
This is a messenger RNA of Oncorhynchus mykiss (rainbow trout), 1686 nucleotides long. Its product is annotated as SPRY domain-containing SOCS box protein 2. Gene Ontology annotation, cellular component: SCF ubiquitin ligase complex. Gene Ontology annotation, molecular function: protein binding. Gene Ontology annotation, biological process: proteasome-mediated ubiquitin-dependent protein catabolic process. The record is from RefSeq and is a predicted model, not a curated record. NCBI's taxonomy places the organism in Eukaryota, Metazoa, Chordata, Actinopteri, Salmoniformes, Salmonidae.